Molecule: messenger RNA, 5569 nt
Organism: Diorhabda sublineata
Lineage: Eukaryota; Metazoa; Arthropoda; Insecta; Coleoptera; Chrysomelidae
Product: ubiquitin carboxyl-terminal hydrolase 47-like
Exons: 18
Coding region: 136-3999 (1287 amino acids)
Biological process (GO): protein deubiquitination
Cellular component (GO): nucleus; cytosol
Molecular function (GO): cysteine-type endopeptidase activity; cysteine-type deubiquitinase activity
Source: RefSeq, a predicted model, not a curated record
AUCAUUUAGUGGAUAAAAUGCGCAGUUUGUAGAAAAUGGCGUUUCGUGACUUUUAGCACAUGUCAAUUUUCUCCGGACUUGAAAUUUUUUUGGCAAAAAGGAUUGAGAAAUAAAAUUCCAUAGUAAUACUCGAAAAUGGUAUGUCUACCGGAGGAAGGCCCUGCCAAAAGGGUAACUGUUCGUGAUACUAUUCAACAGUCAACAAAGAAACAGGCUUUCAUAUCUCUAACACCAUCGAAAACGAUAGAGAGCAUCUUCAAGGAAGUAUCUAAAGAGUUCAGUUAUAAUCACGAUGAAAUCGAACUCGUAUUGCAAAAUGGCAAGAAAGAUGUGUAUAUUCUAAACAAUCAUAAAAACAGUACUGUACAAGAAGCAGGCAUAAAAUGGACUCCUCUAGAUCGACUGUCAAUCAUCAUCAACACAUUAAAAAACAAACCAAUGUCACUAUUCGUCCAAGAAGUCGAAGACGAUCUUCUUCUAGGCGCUUCAGCAAGUCCCACAGCCGGAGACGUUACAAGCACAACAUGCGAAUCUACUACAGCGUUGUUGAACGAAUUCGACUUUCCUAUUUUGCGCCCUUAUUUGAAACCCAUCAUCAUAGAAUCUACGAAUUAUGUGGGGUUAGUGAAUCAGGCUAUGACAUGUUAUCUGAAUAGUCUACUACAGACCCUUUAUAUGACUCCCGAAUUUAGAAAUGCCUUGUACAAUUGGGAGUUUGAUGGAGUUAAUGAAGCUAGAUCGAUACCCUACCAAUUACAAAAGUUAUUUUUAAAUUUGCAGACUUCUUCGAAAUCUGCAGUAGAAACAACUGAUCUUACAACAAGCUUUGGUUGGCAGGAUCGUGAUGCGUGGCAUCAGCAUGAUAUCCAAGAAUUGUGCCGGGUUAUGUUUGAUGCCUUAGAACAAAAAUUUAAAGAUACUAAACAAGCAAAUCUGAUCAAUGAUUUAUAUGAAGGCAAAAUGUUAGAUUAUGUCAAAUGUUUGGAAUGUGAUACUGAUAAAUCUCGAGAAGACACAUUUUUGGACAUACCUCUUCCUGUAAGACCUUUCGGAAAUGCGGUAGCAUACAAUAGCGUUGAGGAAGCUUUAAGGGCAUUUGUUCAACCAGAAAUAUUGGAUGGAAAUAAUCAAUAUUUUUGUGAGAAAUGCAAUAAAAAAUGUGAUGCUCACAAAGGGUUGAAAUUCACCAAAUUUCCUUAUUUGCUCACAUUGCAUUUAAAGAGAUUUGAUUUUGAUUACACAACUAUGCAUAGGAUCAAACUCAAUGAUAAGGUUAUGUUUUCGGAAAAAUUAAAUUUAAAUUCACUUAUAACAAAUCCUCAUUCGGAAAGCGAUUCUAUAGAAGAACGGGAGAAUGUUGUGAAAUGCGACGAUUGCAGUACGACAGAUUCGGGGUCCGCAGAUGAUGAAAGUUGUCAAGGAACAGACAUAUCUUCCACUGUAAAUGGCCAAGAUGAUAAUUGUGCAAAUAGCGAUGAAGGUAUAGAUGUAAGUUCAGGAAAUAACCAUGAUGAAGAUGCAAAAGGUCCAUACAUCUACGAAUUAUUCAGUAUUAUGAUUCACUCGGGUAGCGCUUCGGGAGGUCACUACUAUGCUUACAUCAAAGAUUUUGAUAAACAAUUGUGGUUCUGUUUCAAUGAUCAAAGUGUCACAGGGAUUACUGAAGAUGAUAUAAGAAAAACUUAUGGUGGAGGUCCUCAAAGAGGUUAUUAUUCUGGAGCUUAUUCUUCAAGUACAAAUGCUUACAUGUUGAUGUAUAGGCAAAUAGAUAAAGAUCGAAAUGCUCGAGCUAUGGGAUUUGCGGACUUUCCUCCACAUAUUAAAGAAUUGUUGGCCGAGAUAAGACGAAAAGAAGAAGAAGAUAGAAUAAAUAGAGAAAAAGAAAGUGAAAUGAUGCGAAUAGUAGUCUUAUGUAAACAUCCUACGACAAAUAUCCUUAAUGAAAUAAAGAUUCACGUGUUCAAUGAUUCAACAUUAGAAGAAGCCGCCAGGGAUGCUUACCAACGUUUCAACUUGAGUUCUUCUCAGGUAGAUUUGAAAGAUUGCCGUCUAGUGGUUUUUAAUAGAAAACAUGAAUGCAUUGAUAGUAGUUUUGAGUCUGACGAAAUCAAAUUCUGUGAUAUUGUAAAUAAGUUGAAGAAUCGUGUUAACCAAUUUACAGAAUGGAUGUUAGAAAUUAGGGAACCAGAAACUCCUUGGGAAACAUAUCUUCCUGGUGGUAUUAAUAUGAAGGUAUAUCCCAUCAUCCUAGAAACAGAGGAGAUAAAUGAACCAAAAAUUGUACGAGUAGAUGUAAACGAUACUGUUCAUGAUCUGAAACAAAAAAUUGGCCCAUUACUGAAUAUUAACCCGUCUAAAGUCAAAGUGGUAAUAGAAAUGUAUAGCAAUGAACCAAAGUAUUUGGAUAAUGAUGAAGCAUUAGUUAAGUUUGACCCCAAGUGCAUCAGUUACAGACUAUAUGCUUCUAAUGCCUUAGAUGAAGAUCCAGAUAAAAGUUUCCAGUUUUCGAAAUUGAAGAGGUUAAUAUCACAAUUUGGUUAUAUAAUUAGUCUGACAGUUAUUUUACCUGAUACGGAUGUUGCUACUUUGGAAUCGUUGUCCAUUCCAUCGUUAGAUUUGAAUCAAAAUUUGGACAAAUUAGAGUUAGGCAGCGGUGAUAGGUGUACAAAUUCGCCGAAUUUGAGAGUGUCGCCACAGCCGGGUCCAGGAGAUGGUUUUGGCGACCAAAGUAAUAGUGAAGAUAGUAGUUUGAGUGAUAGUGAUCGAACUUUAGUAGGAGAAACUCCCGGUGAACACAUAGGUAUGUUACCAAGCAGUCCGACCUCACCCGCAGAUCAACACAUGUCUCCCAGCGAUCCACGAGAAGACAACUAUAAUUAUGACGCACUUGGUCAUUCUGGUGAAGAAAUGAAUUGGGACGACGUCGAUACGCAGCAAGACGAACAGUAUUCUCAAAAUUAUUACUUUAAAAUAACGAGUGAAACGCACAGUAAUGAGAUACAGAAUUGGGAUAAUACUGUUAUUAGGAAGUGUAAAGUAUUAGCUGACAAAAGAAUGACAUUAGAGAAGUUUAAGAAAAAUCUGGAAGUUAUUCUAAGAGUACCAUCAGAGUAUUUUAAAAUUUACAAACAGUAUGUGAGUUCAGAUGAAGAAUGGAGUUGCUUGUCAGAUACUUUAAGGUCUGCAAAGGAUGGAGAAAGAAUAACGAUAAAACUGGGUCGAGUAUUGAGGAAAGAUGAAAUAAAAUGUCAUGUAUAUCACUUGAAACUUGAUACGAUGGACUUAAACAACUUUUUAUUUGAACAUAUCAUUGCAAAAGGGCAAACAGUUGGAACAGUUAAAAAAGAAAUUCUUUUUCAAGCAAAAAAACAGCAUAUGCUUGAUAUUCCUUAUCACAAAUGUCGAUUACGUGAAAAAAAUUGGAAAAAGCCCAAGAGGGUGUAUCUAGAUGAUCAAAGGUUUGACAAAGAUAUACUCGUUUUACCCAAUAUGGAUGUUUACCUCCAAGAACUUCCUGAUGUGGAACAAGUUACAAGUCGUGACCAGUGUUUAUUCUUUGUUAGACAAUGGUGUCCCUCAACUUUAACUCUUCGACCUUUCCAGGAAGUAGUUGUAGAUAACUUGACUAGGGAUGAACUGAAGAAAAAACUAUCUGAAUUAUCAGAUAUACCUGUAGAACAUUUAGAAAUAACCAAUGUGAAACAAUCCCUUCCGUGUGAUGUACCUGUUUUAGAAAUGGAAACAUUAGUAUGGCAGUUGCAGGUUCCUAAUUUAGAAGAAUGGCCUGUUAAUGCGGAGAAUGGUACAAUUUUCUUCUUCAAGGACUACCGAGAAACCAUGAAGGAACUCACCAGUGAAGAAAGAAAAGAAUUGGCCCAAAAAGAAAAUACCCGUCUUCGCAGAUUAAAUCCAUCGUCAUAUUCUCCCGCCGGAGAGAGAGCCUUAAAGAUAUACUUGGAUACGUCGCCAAGUAAAUCUGAAGAUAACUGCAUAGACUGACAUGCCACUAAUCAAUUUAAUUCAUUAUUAUAUUGCAUCAUUACGUGAAAAAAUCAGAGGGUGAUUGUAUAUAAGCGCGUUUCAGAGUUGUUUUUGUAUUAUUUAUUAUUAUUGAUAUGAACCAAUUUUACAGAACAUUUCAAAGUCUAAAGUCGAAAUAUUGAGUCGAAAAAUAUUUACAGAAAUAGAAAAUAUUUGUUGAAAAUAAUUUCCAUAAUUAGUUGUAUUCUAUUAAAAUUCAUCCUACCAAAGAAAAUUAAUAUACACACAAUAGAAUAAAAAAAAGAUAAUUUGUAUUAUUUCUUCAAGUUCCAUUUGGUUUUAAUACAUAUUUUGCUAACAUAAAUUAUAUUAUUGUUAUAAACUUCUUUAUCAGUACUUGAUGUAUUAAAUAUCUUCAUUUUUACAACUCCUAAACGCGACCUAAUUUAUUGUCCAACGAGAAAUUUUGUUUCAAUAUGAAAUAUACUGAAAAAGGUAAAAUGUAAACUGAAUAUUGUCUUGUACAAAUUAGAAAAAAAAAAACAAUUUUUGACAAAACUCUUUAAAAAUUACAUUACAUAGAGACAUCGAUCAGUCAAUAUGCAAACAGUGUAGGUAUUGGUAUACAGUACGAAAAAAUAUUUCAAAAUUAUUAUACAGGGGAUAUUUCAAGGUCUAAUAGAUCUCUAAAUGAUAAUCGAGGAAAUUUUAUAAAGAAGAAUACAAAGCUAUUAUUCAACGUAAUUGCCGUUCUGAUUCAAACAUUUGGUAGCCAUUUCCUUUUGUCAUAGAAAUAAGUCAUCUAUAUUCUUAACUAAUUUGAGGUAGUUUACCUAGAAAUUGUGAACCAUUGAUAUUCAUGAAUCGCUUGAUCCAAGUUAAACUAGAUCAUCAGUUUACACUUAUUCCUUUGCUACUGCACAAUGAACUUGUUCCGCCAUAAUUUCCACACUUCUUUAUCAUUCAUGAACAUCUCUGCAUACAUUUUACAUAUUCGUCUAUGUUUGUAGAAAUCAAAUGAAUGAUUUAAAUUCACCUGCACAGAGACCUAAUGAAAUUUUCCUGAAAAUUUUUUCUAGCUACUAAGGAUACUUGAAAAACCAAAUUACCCCAAUAUUAUACAAACUCCAUAACAAAAUAUAGUGUACUGGAAAAAACUAUGCAUUUGACAGCAUAUCUGAUCGUUGUCAUCUAUAUGAAUUGAAUAUACAUAAACCAAACGUCAUUAGCGAAAUAAUGUAUUAUAACUAAAAUACCGUUUGUGUUUAAACAAAAGGAAAAUGAAGUUUUUCAAAAUAAAACUAACCUUGUGCUAGAUGUCGGCGCGAGCAUUAAAAAUUGAAUGCUUUUAUGUUAAUAUAUACAAUCAAAAAGUCAAACCAAGAUUUAUACUAGAGUAUCAUUACUUUUAAACUUAUCUUUAUAAAUUCAUUUUUUUCUAAUCUUUUCUUUAUUUAAACACUUCGGUGUUUUAGACGAAUCUUUGUGUUGCUGAUAUUUUAGGCGCACUUCAUUUUUUCGAAUUAUUUUUGUUGACAUUUCAGCGGAUUGCUGAACUUUUUUUGCGAAAUAAAAUGAAAGUUAAUAA